Molecule: messenger RNA, 2734 nt
Organism: Gadus chalcogrammus (walleye pollock)
Lineage: Eukaryota; Metazoa; Chordata; Actinopteri; Gadiformes; Gadidae
Gene: smyd1a
Product: SET and MYND domain containing 1a
Exons: 10
Coding region: 111-1595 (494 amino acids)
Cellular component (GO): nucleus
Molecular function (GO): protein binding
Source: RefSeq, a predicted model, not a curated record
UCACUCUCUCUCAAUCUCUCACUCUCACCCCACUCCCUCUCUCUCUCUCCCUCUGUCUCUCACCUAACUGUUUGGUCCCCUGUGUGUUUGUGUGUGUGUGUGUGUGUACAAUGACUCUUGGGACGAUGGACAACGUGGAGGUGUUUGACGCCGGGGUGAAGGGCCGGGGACUGAAGGCCACCCGGGACCUGUUGGCCGGGGACGUGGUGUUCGCUGAGCCCAGCUUCUCCGCCGUGGUCUUCGACAGUUUGUCCACUGCGGUUUGCCACAACUGCUUUCGGCAGCAGGCCAACCUCCACCGCUGCGUUCAGUGUAAAUUCGCCCACUACUGCGACCGCACCUGCCAGAUCGCCUGCUGGAACGAACACAAGAAGGAGUGUGCCGCCAUCAGGAGCAGCGGCAGCGCGCCCAGCGAGAAUGUCCGCCUGGCGGCGCGCAUGCUGUGGCGCAUCCAGAGGGAUACGGGGGUGGUCUCGGACGGUCAGCUGACCUCGGUGGACGAGCUGGUGGACCACGUGUCCGACCUGACCGACGAAGACCGCGAGGAGCUCCAGAUCGACGUCCACAACUUCAUGGACUUCUGGCCCAAGAACCCCCGGAAGCCGCAGCCAGUGGAAUACAUCUCACACAUCUUCGGCAUUAUCAAGUGCAACGCCUUCACCCUGAGUGACCAGAGGGGUCUUCAGGCUGUGGGCGUCGGCCUCUUCCCCAACCUGUGUAUGGUCAACCACGACUGCUGGCCUAACUGCACCGUCAUCCUCAACCACGGCAAUCAGUCAGCCUUGAACCCUGCCCUCCACUCCAAGAGAAGGAUUGAGUUGCGUGCCCUGGAGAAGGUUGCGGAGGGUGUGGAGCUCACAGUGAGCUACGUGGACUUCCUGAACCUGUCUGCCGAGCGCCAGCGCAUACUGAAGAAGCAGUACCACUUCAACUGCACCUGCAAGCACUGUACCGAGCAUAUUAAAGAUGACCUGAUGAUGGCCGCCAAAGAGGGGGAGGGAAGCAAACCAUCUGCUGAGCUCAUCAAGCAGGUGACCACCGCCAGUGAGGAGUGUCUGGAGAAGGUGGCAAAAUGCCGUCUCCAGGGAGACUUCCAUGGGGUUGCCAGGUUGUGCGGGGAGUGCCUCUCCGCCCAGGAGAACGUCCUGGCCGACACCCACCUUUAUAAGCUCCGCCUGCAGAGCACCGCCAGCGAGGUGCUCUCCUACAUGCACGCCUUCGCUGAGGCCGCCGCGUACUCCCGCAAGACCAUCGACGGAUACAUGGCGCUGCAUCACCCCACCAACGCCCAGCUGGGCAUGGCCAUCAUGAGGGCCGGCGUGACCCACUGGCACGCGGGCCAGAUAGAGGUGGGCCACGAGCUGAUCUGCAAGGCCUACGGCAUCCUCCUGAUCACCCACGGGCCCAACCACCCCAUCACCCAGGACCUGGAGUCCAUGCGUAGGCAGACGGAGAUGGAGCUGAAGAUGUUCAAGCAGAACGAGGAGGUGUACCGCACCAUGAGGGAAGCGGCUCUGAAGAAGCAGCCAGCCAAGGCCAUGGCAGAGAACACCUCCACUGAGGAGAAGAUGGAGGACGUCUCCCGCAAGCAAUAAACUAACCACGCUUUUCUGUGAAUUUACAACCACGCUCCCAUCUUCUUUAGGACUUAAGCGAUCACCUUAAGGCCCUUUGAACACCUAUUUUCGCCCCUCCUAAUACACCUCUGUGACAAAGGUCUGUGCUCUGACUGGCUGGCUGGUGUACAUUGUUUUUGAUGCACUGUUCUGGAGCCUCAAAACUCCGGUGUCUGUACCAACGUUGUGGAGUGUGGAGCUGCAAUAAUAAAAGAUGAAAGUUUGCCGUUUAUAAACCGUGUUGUCUCAAACCGUGUUUAUUAGUGUUCCAGUUCAUUUAGGGUCAAGGGUCUCUUUCAAUUCUUGUUUUUAGCUCAAAGCAUUAGUUCAAACAAAGUAUGCACACGAUAAUUGCCUACUUUAUUAUUUUGAACAUAAGUUUCCCUCUCAUUGAUGCAUUUAUUACUUUUAUUUUUACUUAAUAAAAUUGUGCAAUUAUUCAUGAAAAUCCUCUAAUCCCUUUUUUUGCAGGUUGAAUCUUGCCUCAAACAAGAAGACGAUUGUAUUAACCCAACACAACUAAAUAAGGGAGGUUUAUUCAGGCUAUGCUUGUAUGUGAACAUUGCUAACAAAAGUCGUUUUCGUGGUUGAAUGGACGCGUUGAAUAGUUUAGCAUUUACACCCAACCCUUUUGAAUGUAAGGCCUUUUCACGUGGCUUUGAAAACAUAGUUCAUUAGGUUCAGCGGGUUUAUUUUGCAAAAUACAAAUUCCAAUGUAACCCAUGAGCUUACUUUGGGAUGUCAUUUGUUUUCAGUUGAUCUAAGCCUCUGUAUAUAGCAGAGGAGGCCGUUUGAACUGAUGUGGAUACAGCAGCAGCAGCAGCAGGACCUUUCGACACCUGUGGAGCCCCAGGACAUCGUCCCCUUGAAACGCUUCAACUACGCGAGCACUGCCAUUGGGCAGUUCCUCUCUGCUCUUAUUUGUGUCGCGUUUUAAGUCAAUUUAAUUUGAAUCUUAUCUAAUAAGUAAAUCAGAAAAAAUAUUGGAAUAUUCCAAACAAAAAGGGUCUGGUAUGUACAACAUAAAUGACGAAUGUGAGAAACAGAACCAACAAGUUACUAAAUUAAACUUUACGUAUAUGUCCUGGUAAGGUAUUGAACCGAAUAAACAAUAACGU